AAUAAAAUCGGACUCAAAAAUCAAAAUGAGGAAAGUGAGAAAGAAACUCUUGCAUUUGGGGUCUUUGCACGACAGACCAUUCCAAUUGGGAUCAUUCAAGUCAACUGCCGUGUUGAGCAGAGCAGAUCUUUCAACAUCAUCUAUUCUAAAUUAUAUUGAAUUCUGCACUAACACAAAGUUCAAAAAACUGAUGAGUUUUUAGGAAUAUCAUUUCACUCCUGUUUGUUUUGUUUACGCUUUUGUGUGUGGUUGUUUUGUUUUUUAAUUAUUUCUGGGAAUUUCCCACUUUCAAAUGGAUGUUCCCUUCUUUCUCUCUCUCUUUGUCCUCUCUCAUCUUCUUCUUCUUCUUCACUCGUUCUCGGCCCAAGAAGACAACAAAAUCCAGAUUACUUGUCCCAAAUCCUUCGACUGCAAACCAUUCCAUCAACCACUAAGCUUUCCAUUAUCCAAUUCUACGUAUUCCCAAUGUGGGUUGUGCACGGUAACUUGUGAACCGAAUCAACCUCCACAAAUUCAACUGGGAAAUGAAGGGCCGUGGUAUGAUGUAGAAGCAAUAGAGGAAAACUUAUCCGGUUACAUUUUCCAAAUCCAUGACAAAUUUCUCCGAACCCAUUUACAAAAUGAAAGUUGUGAUGUCUUCAAGAAUUUGAGUCUUCCCAACCCUUCUAUUUCAUUUACAAUCAGUCCACACCUCACCUUCUUCAAAUGCAACAACAAUUUUGAUCCUGUUUCCCCCAAAGAAGAUCAUUUCACAGAUUUUCAUAAUUACACAAACUGCGAAGACUACAAUUUGUACUAUAAAUAUCCAGAUGAUGAUCUGUUAUCCUUUCCUGCUCCUCUUCCACCUAGCUGCUCAGUAAUUCAGCUGCCCCUGAAUUCAUCAAACACGAAUCCUAAUGUCAGUGACCCAUUCAAUCUGUUAACCGAUAACUUCUCUCUCGUAUUGCACGUGUCUGAGGAUUGUCAGGAGUGUUACAAGGGAGGAGGUCAAUGUCAAAAUGACAACCAGAAAUUUCACUGUGCAACCAAUGAAGUGGUUUCAAAAAGAAGGAAGUUGAUAUUGAUUCUCGGAACAGCUAUUGCUGGAAUUGUGAUUAUAGGUAAACUCCAGUCUCGAUGGGAUGGCCCAUAUGAGGUUGUUAAAGUCUUUUCGCAUGGGGCGGUUGAGAUUAAACAUCCACAAGAUGGUACAACCUUCAAGGUCAAUGGCUAA
Camellia sinensis is the source of this 1213-nucleotide messenger RNA. The record is from RefSeq and is a predicted model, not a curated record. Lineage: Eukaryota; Viridiplantae; Streptophyta; Magnoliopsida; Ericales; Theaceae.